AUGUCUCAACCAAAGCAGCUACAUCUCACGGCGUUCAUGCGGCCUGUGAGUCUGCACACAGGUGCUUGGAGAAUGCCCGGAAGUUUCCCAGACGCAAACUUCAACCUAGCUCACCUGAAAUAUUUCAUCCAGAAACUCGAAGCCGCAAAGUUCGACGCCUUCUUCAUGGCCGACCACCUGGCAGUCCUCAACAUGCCAACAGAAGCUCUCAAACGAUCCCACACAACAACCUCGUUCGAACCAUUCACUCUCCUCUCCGCUCUCAGCCAAUGUACAUCCCGCAUCGGACUAGCAGCCACAGCCUCAACGACCUACGACUCCCCCUACCACGUCGCCCGCCGCUUCGCCUCGCUAGACCACAUCAGCGAAGGUCGAGCAGCGUGGAACAUCGUCACGACCGGCAACCCAGAGUCGAGCAAGAACUUCGGCGAGGAAGAACACAUGCAGCACGGCGAUCGCUAUAAGCGCGCACGGGAGUUCUACGACGUUGUGACUGGUUUGUGGGACUCGUUUGCCGAUGACGCGUUUGUGAGGGAUGCGGAGAGUGGCAUGUAUCUUGAUCCGGAGAAGAUGCAUGUUCUGGACCAUAAGGGCGAUGAGUUGAAUGUGAGAGGUCCGUUGAAUAUUGCACGACCUGUGCAGGGUUGGCCUGUUAUCGUCCAGGCUGGACAGAGUGAACCUGGCAAGCAACUUGCUGCUGAGACGGCGGAGGCGGUAUUCUGUGUGCCGAAAGAUCUCGAGGGCGCAAAGGUGCUUUAUGCUGAUAUCAAGGCAAGAGUCAAAGCAGCGGGGAGGAAUCCGGACCAUUUGAAGCUUCUUCCUGCGGCGAUGAUCAUUAUUGGUGAUUCUGUUGAAGAGGCACAAGCGAGACGACUUAAGCUGGAUAGUUUGGUGCACUAUGAUAGUGCUAUUGCUUCGUUGUCGAUAAAUUUGGGAACAGACGCAUCGAAGUUGAACCCGGAUGGACCACUUCCGGAUGAUCUUCCUGCCACGAAUGCCAGUCACACCGCGAGACAAUCUGUUGAGAAGCUCGCGAAGGAAGAGGGCUUGACAGUUCGACAAUUGGCACAGCGGCUUGGUGGAUACUCAGGCCUUGCAUUUGUCGGUACUCCGGAGUCCAUUGCGGAUGAUUUUGAACAGUGGCUAAAAGAAGGAGCAUGUGAUGGCUUCACGAUCACGAUGCCAUACCUCCCUCAAGGGCUGGAGGAUAUCACAGAUCGACUUGUGCCGGAGCUACAGCGAAGAGGACUGUUCCGGAAAGAGUACGAAGGAACGACAUUAAGGGACCACCUUGGAUUGCCCAGGCCGAGAAAUCAGUUCUUCUCAUGAGACACUGGCAAUCACUACGAUUGAGAAUGUGUCCAUAGGGUGAUCAAAAAAACCAUUAUCAUUC
Molecule: messenger RNA, 1393 nt
Organism: Zymoseptoria tritici IPO323
Lineage: Eukaryota; Fungi; Ascomycota; Dothideomycetes; Mycosphaerellales; Mycosphaerellaceae
Exons: 2
Coding region: 1-1329 (442 amino acids)
Molecular function (GO): oxidoreductase activity, acting on paired donors, with incorporation or reduction of molecular oxygen; monooxygenase activity
Source: RefSeq, a predicted model, not a curated record